AUGAUUGCGUAUCCGGUAAUCUAUUGUGUGGUGGAUUUAGAGAAUCGUGGAUUAAGUCGCGAGGGGCUGUAUCGUGUUCCAGGGAGGAAGGAUCAUGCACAAAGUGUUUUGAAUGAGCUUCGUACUUCUCGUGGCAUCCCAAAGCUCGCUUUUCAAGAGAUUGAAGUGAUUGCUGAUGUUAUCAAGUCAUUCUUACGGGAACUUCGUGAUCCACUCGUGCCCAAAUCUUCUCGUGAAGAAUUCAUCAGAGCGGCGCAGUCAAAUAACAUUCUAGCCUUGAACGUUGCCGUCUGUGAUCUCCCUCAGACGAACAGGGACACAUUAUCUUACCUAAUGCUCCACUUGCAAAAGGUCGAGGCAUUGAAAGACGUAAACAAAAUGACGGGCGAAAAUAUUGCACGAUGCAUGGCCAUCCCUAUCAUGGGUCAAACGACAUAUCCUCGCGGUGAUAUACACAUAGCAUCGAACGACGCUCGCGAAAAGGAACGCAGUGUGUUGCAGAUGUUGAGGAUGUCUCCGGACUAUUGGCGCCAAUUUCUUGAACCGGAUUCAUCAGAAGAAAAUGCAGCUCCUUAUGGCGCUACUCCAGCCUCGGCACCACCCUACGAAGAAAUCGGUCGAGUUCCGGCCUCGGCACCGCCUUACGAACCGUGCGUUGAUCAGAGUAUGCUUGGUCCGUUAACAAAUUCUCCUAAAUCUAACAUUGUGCGGCCAAUUCCACGGCGACCCAAGAAAUUCUUUGAUACUCCUAAAUAUGAUAAUUUGUAA
Molecule: messenger RNA, 768 nt
Organism: Cooperia oncophora
Lineage: Eukaryota; Metazoa; Nematoda; Chromadorea; Rhabditida; Trichostrongylidae
Source: the annotation of a GenBank genome assembly